Molecule: messenger RNA, 906 nt
Organism: Fusarium musae
Lineage: Eukaryota; Fungi; Ascomycota; Sordariomycetes; Hypocreales; Nectriaceae
Exons: 3
Coding region: 1-906 (301 amino acids)
Source: RefSeq, a predicted model, not a curated record
AUGGGUAAAAUGAAGGCUGCGCGCACUUCGCGCCGACACACCCCCCUCUCCAAUACUGGAGGAACACGCUCUUCAAACCGUAUUGCUGCGAAGAAGGAGACCAAGGGAACGAAGCAAGCUGGGCCGAGCCAGAAGAGAGCUCCACCUGCUCCUCGUGAUCGCUCCUCUUCUCAGGAAACUCUCAAGAACUCGAGUGAUUCAUCCCAGGAACCUCCCUUCAGCAGCUUUAGCAGCUACAACACCAAUGAUAGCCACCCAGCUGAGCAGGUCCAGGGAAGCCCGGCUCUCGCUCACCGUAAUCCUCAGGUUCAUGGCACCGUUGCUACGUCCUCUGGUCCUUCCAACAACGCAGCUGGAACAUUGACAGCUGGUGACGUCGCUCUAGAAAUCUAUGGCAACAGAAUCGUGAUCGACAGCACUCUCGGCAAAAAGCUAGCCGGUGAAGCAUCCCUACGACCCAUCCGACAGCGUCGUUCUGACAUGGUUCUCAACAUGGAGCGCCGUAGCAAUGUCGAAGCCUUCUUGGCUCAUCUCACUGGAGUCCAGGUCAGCCGUUCUUGCAAGAAUUGCUCCAAAGGACACGGUCCCUGGUCUGAGUGUAUCAUCUAUGAUGGCCAGAUGUGUGGUAGCUGCACAAACUGCUGGUUCAAUGCCAGUGGUUCUCGUUGCACUUUCCACGAGAACAACCAGAACUCCAUCUAUGCCCCGGCACCAUUGUACCACCCCCAAUCUGCGGGAAUGCCAACCCAGCCUUUUCAAUACGCCCAGCUUAAUCCCCUGGCGCUUCCCCAGGGCAUCCUCCCUAUGAACCCAGGAGCUGCCGUGUCUGUUUACGUGGAUCCUCAAAUGCGCAACCAGUUCGCUAUGAACAUGAUCCAAGCCUUGGGACUCGGUUCCGGCAGAUAG